AUGGAUGUUGGCUACAGAAAAACGGACACUCAUCCCAAUGCACCGGCGGAUUUGAAGGUUGAACGGGCCAAAGAGAAAAAAGAACCAGUCGAAAAAACGCAACAGCCUGAACCAUCUAAUACAACGAAAACGAAGUGCAAGCCGAAAUUCUAUCCACUGUUUAGCGAAGGCGCCCGUGGUGACGAACUAGUCGCCCAUCUUCCCGGUCGACAUCCGUGCCAGUGUUUGGCUACCAAACAUCAACUAAUUAACAACUGCACAAAUUGUGGUCGUAUUGUGUGCACCCAAGAGGGUUCGGGUCCUUGUUACUUUUGUGGCCAAUUGGUCUGCUCAAAGGAGGAGAAACAAACCAUCGCACUGGGAACAAAACAAGCGAUCAAACUCCGAAAUCGCCUGUUGCAAGUUCCGUGGGCACCAGGUACAGAGGAACCUAUGUAUCGAGUAAGACGACGAGCCGAAUUAGUUGCCGCGAAGAAACGUGAUCUGCUUGCGACGUCCCCAAAAGUGGACUGGAGUCACUCAAAACCCAGCGAGUUACCGCGCGAAACCAGUGACAACUCGGACGAUGUGUCGGAUGAAUUUGCUCCAGAUAUAUGCACUCCGGUGGCCGGUGCUCAACAAAGAUUGGAGGAAGGUAAAUCGUGA
Molecule: messenger RNA, 645 nt
Organism: Echinostoma caproni
Lineage: Eukaryota; Metazoa; Platyhelminthes; Trematoda; Plagiorchiida; Echinostomatidae
Source: the annotation of a GenBank genome assembly